Molecule: messenger RNA, 3337 nt
Organism: Oncorhynchus tshawytscha (Chinook salmon)
Lineage: Eukaryota; Metazoa; Chordata; Actinopteri; Salmoniformes; Salmonidae
Gene: utp15
Product: UTP15 small subunit processome component
Exons: 13
Coding region: 240-1826 (528 amino acids)
Biological process (GO): rRNA processing; positive regulation of transcription by RNA polymerase I
Cellular component (GO): nucleolus
Molecular function (GO): protein binding
Source: RefSeq, a predicted model, not a curated record
GAUUUUUAUUGGAGAAGCAGUUUCUGCCUCUCUUUACUGUACUGUCUUUGACUGGAGCCUGUGGGCACAGAACAACGUGAUAACUUUUUAAACAUGAAUGCAUUUUGGUUUAUCUAACGCAAACCUAUUUCUGAAUUUAAUCAAUUGGAUUACGAUCUACAGAGUUUAGUCAAGGAAUACCACCCAAAGGUGGUCGGAAACUAUACGAAGAUUAAGAGGAGCCUUAUCAACAUACAGAAAUGGCUUCAUUCAAAUCCACAAAAAUCCCAAUAUAUCCCAAACUUGGAGAGAAAGUUACUCCGGACACAUUGUAUUGGAAAAACUACAAGGCCCCAGUCCAGAUAAAGGAAUUUGGAGCAGUCACAAGCAUUGACUUCUCCUCCCUGGCACCACACAACUAUGCAGUGACUGCUUCUACACGGAUCCACAUCUACGGACCGUUUUCUACGGAGCCAGUCAAGACAUUUACUCGCUUCAAGGACACGGCGUACAGCGGAAAGUUCCGGUCAGAUGGUCAGCUCUUGGUGGCAGGAUGCGAGGACUCCAUGGUGCGGCUUUUUGAUGUCAGCGGCAAGGUGGCGCUCAGGGUGUUCAAAGGGCACACAAAGGGGGUGCAUGUAACAGAUUUCACCUCAGACUGUUAUCACAUCCUGACGGGCUCAGACGACUACACUUGUCGCCUGUGGGACAUCCCCAAUUCCACUGAACUGACCUCAUACAAGGAACACACAGACUAUAUCCGCUGUGGCAUCACCAGCAAACUCAACAGAGAUAUCUUCAUAACCGGCUCCUAUGACCACACACUAAGGGUGUUUGAUGCCAGAGUGGAAAAGAGUGUGAUGACCAUGGACCACAGCCAGCCCGUGGAGAGCGUUCUGCUCUACCCCUCUGAAGGACUACUGGUUUCAGCAGGAGGGCGCUACGUGAAGGUGUGGGACCUGCUGAAGGGAGGUCAGCCUCUGGUGUCACUGAAGAACCACCACAAGACCGUCACCUGCCUCAGUCUCAGCAGCAACGGACAGAGACUGCUCUCUGCCUCCCUCGACAGGCACGUGAAAAUCUACAACACAACCAACUACAAGGUGGUUCAUAACUUUGACUACGCCGCCUCCAUUCUCAGUCUGGCCCUGGCUCCUGAUGACGAGUCCAUUGUCGUUGGGAUGACCAAUGGCGUCCUGAGCAUCAAACAUAGGAAGAGCCCUGAGGAGAAACGGGAAAUGGCUGGAAAACAGAGAAUGCAGCCAGUGUACCGCAUCUUUGUCAAAGGAAGAAACUACGUCCCAAAAAAGGAUGACUUUCUUGUCAGCAAACCAGUGAAGAGCCAUCUGGCCAAAUACGACAAACAGCUGAAGAAAUUCAACAUCUCCAAGGCCUUGGAUACCGCCCUGGAGUCGUGGCGGAGGAACAGAAAGCCUGAGAUCACGGUGGCGGUGAUGAAGGAGUUGGAUCGCCGAGGAACUUUGAAGAACGCUCUGGCCGGACGAGACGAGCAGAACCUCUCGCAACUCCUCAAUUUCCUGAUUGGGAAUGUAGUUGAUCCCAGGUUUACACCUGUCCUCGUCACCGCCACUGAGAUGAUUCUUGACAUCUACCAGGCAGUGGUGGGUCAGUCUUCAGUAGUGGACAGGCAGCUUGUACGUCUCCAGGAGCUAGUGGAGAGAGAGGUUGACUACCAGCAGGACCUCCUGGAAGUUCUGGGGAUGUUGGAUACUCUAUUCGCCGCAUCCCUCCCAAGGAAAGAGGUGCCUUGCCCAGGCAGCAGCCGGCCUAACGGCUUGGCAGAGGGGAGUUUGGGGGCUCCGGGACCACAGCUCAAGGCCGCCUGAGGCCCCUACAAAAAGACUAUUCCACCGGGGUACCAGAGUGCCUGGGCUGCCCCCGUCACGACUGGUUCCGGAAGUGCUUCUCGGUCUUUGGCGGAACGUCGUCAGACUUCGAGAACCCAUGACUACAUCCUGCUAUCUGAAUUUAAACCACCAACUAAAAAAUGGAUUUGCGCAACCAAGCUGAGCCUUGUUCAUGCUGUGCUCCCUGGUUUUAACAGAAAGGGUAUUUUAACUGGCUCCAGAGAGAGGACAAAUGGGUUUGACUCUUCAGAGACAGUGUUUUGUAAAUGUACACAUCUGUAUGUAUACUUAAAUCUCUGUAUUCAGACUGGACACAAAGCGACAAUUCAUUUUUUUGGAACGCCAUCAAAUUGUCUUUCACUGCUAAUGUUUCUCUAAACAGUGUGCGUGUAUUCCGUUUCUCUCGCCCUAUCUGUUCAUGUUUGGUUUAAAUUUUUAUAGAAUUUGCUUACAUUUCCAAUGUGCCGUAAAAAAAGAAAGCUGAAGUAAACUAUCAAUGUUGAAAACAAGGCGCCCUGGAUCCUCUUUGAUUAGACUCUCACAUGCGCACCACACACAGUAUACUGUCCCAAUUGUCAUUCUCUCCAUCCUCCCAAAGUGUGCACUUGUUCACCAAAGAUGGUGAAUCAACGAAGAUGUCUUACUCAGGCGGUUUACCAUUGAAGAAAAUGCUCACAGUUACGUACUGCUUUAAAGGGUAACUGUCAAAUACAAUUUCAGCCUUUGCCCAACCCCUUUAAAUUUAAAUAAACAAAAGCAUUCAGCUGGGUAGUAGGGUGUGUGGUGAAUUGCUCAUAAAGAUUCAUUUUGGGUUUGGGUAAACAUUGUCCCAGAUCCCCAACACUUUCACAUUAAAGUAUACUUAACAGUAGUCCACUGGCACGCUCUGAUGGUAAAAUUAUGUGAUGUCAUGCCAAGUAGUGUCCCUUUGCCAAUACGUGCCCCACCCCCUCCACGACACAUUAGGUUUCAAUUCUAUUGAAGCCCUAUUAAGGUGUUGUUCAGGGUGAAUUUAUAUUUGUGUUUCUGACAUGUUUUUGGGGGGGAAAAUCAUGAUUUUAGUUUUUUGGAAAUGUACUGCCAGGGCCCAAUUAUGGCAAUAUUGCUCCAGAAUAUUAAUGUUCUGUUGAAGACCUUCUUUGGUUGGUGAUAGAAGUACCAAGUCAUCAGCAUAUAGCAGGUAAUUUCACCUCUGUGUCAAAUAGUGUGAGUCCUGGGGCUGGAGAUUGGUCCAACAUAUCUGCUAAUUCAUUGAUAUAAAUGUUGAAAAGAUUUGGACUCAAAUUGCAGCCUUGUCUCACACCUCGCCAUUGUGAAAAUAAUUAUGUUCUUUGGUUUUUGAUUUUUAUUGCACACUUGUUUUCUGUGUACAUACAUUUUAUUAAGUCAUAUACCUUACCACCAAGCCCACUUUGUAGAAUAGCCCUUAGUGCCAAAUCGAAUCAAAUGCUUUUGUAAAGUCAAUAAAGCAAGCAAAGAUUUUGCCCUUU